UGUCAAGCUACUACUCUUAUGUGGCAUCUCGUUCGUUUUCAUCGUUUCUUCACUUUGCUACUAACGUUCGAGGCUCUUUUAACUAUUUCGCGUGGUACUGUUAAUAAAUCAUAAUUAUACAAGUGGUCCAGAGGUUAUUCUGUCUUGAAAAUCCUCGAAGGAGUAAAAUCUUCUCAAGUGGGAGGAAUAAAAAGGUGACCUGGAAAACCGCACGUCAACUUUGUGGCGAAUCGUUAAAAGUCACGGAAUUCAUAUAAAGCAUCACGAUAUCAACGUGAAGCUAUCACAAAACCCAAAAUGAGCAGCAGGUCACAGAUGACUGCAAUGAAUGGGAAAAGGCCGUCGUCGAUUCCUGGGAGGCAUCAACCACCUUCGGAAUCUUCCUCUCAGCAUUUUGAUAUUAUUAAAUACAUAUGCGAGUCUUGGAACAAUGUUUCGAGGGAACUUGAUAUGUGCCAUAAUCAAGGUCAUGGAGAUUCCUCUAAUUAUAGAAAUGGGGCAUCGGUUACUUAUUACCAGGAAAGGGAACCGAAUCCUCAGCUAAAAGAUUUUGAGCCUUUUAACCUGGAGGCAUGGUGGGGACAGCGUGUCGUGCAGAGUAUAACAAGAAACACUGCGAGUUCCUAGUGCCAGGCCCCCUUCAACGAUCAUUGCCGCAGUUUUUCUCACAGGCAUAAAAAGCAAAAAAGAUAGAUUUUGAAAGAAGAAAAGAAAACAUUAACUCGUUAAAGAUUUGAGCUGCGUACUCUUCGCGAGAGAGAUGACGUUGGAAGGGUCGUUUUUUACGACUUUGAUAGAUUAACAUCCGCGAACUCUGGUUCUUUCCAGAAACUUCGGAGCGGAAAAUUACGUUCGGAAAAGGAAGCAAUUUGAAGAUAAACUACGUACUAAGAAAAUUUAUUUUUCAUGUAAUCCAAUGAAUACACAUUCCUCUUUGAACUGUUUACCGGUUUUCGCUUGACAUAGAGUCGACACCAGCGGAGCAUUCCCCAUAAAAACAACAAAAAAUGAACGAUAUAAAGCCCGCCUAAUUUAUGAUACAGAUUUUAAGAUAUUCAAUCGAAUUUUCCAUUUUUGACAAAAAUAUUUGACACCUUGCGAAUUUCUUUUUUGAUAUGCUCUAUCACCUUUUUCACAUUUCUCUCUUUUUUUACGUAGAGUUUCGAAGCGUCUGGCAAUUAUGAUAAAAGUUAAUCUCUUCGCACGUGAAACUUGCCAGGUGACCGAAACAAAAGUAACAAAUUUUUAAGCUGGCUCUUCAACAGCCUAACUAGACAAUUAGUCGAUAAGUUUCGUUACAAAUGCGCGUAAUUAGGUAGCGUAAUUAAAUUAUACAUGCAUAUAUAUUGAUAGCGGUUACGAUAAUAACCAACAAAAAAGUAAUAAUUUUUCACGAUGAGCAAUGUGUAAUUAGCGAGCGUUUGAUAGCUGAAGACAAUCUAUUCGUCAGUGGAAAUGAUGAAAAGGUUUCUUUUUUGUUUCUCAUUCGAAAAGUUGUUUUUGUAGAUUGAAAUUUGUUAAACGACAAAUUUGCUGGUCAGCCAGAUUGGGCACUUUCCACAUGCAUCGAAAUUUUUUUCUUUUUUAUUUUCCCUUCGCCACAAGAAAAUCUUCCUCGUAGCUCUUAUUUUUUUCAUUUUUAGACCAAACAUUGAGGAUUCUUUUGCAUCGAGAAAUAAUCAUGUAAAAAGACGAAUUGUAUGGGCGAUUGUAAAGAUGAACAGCGGAAAUGAUGGUGACACAAGCUUUUUAUUUAUGUAUAUUGUAAUUGUGUAUGUAUUUAUGUACAUUGACAGGCGUAAUGAGUUAUUGCGACGAGUUAAAUGAACCUCGAAUCUGUCCAACAACAUUAUUCUGGCUGCGAGGAAAGAAAUAAAAAACACCAGUUUCAAUUUUGUACGAUAAA
Messenger RNA from Venturia canescens, 1906 nucleotides. RefSeq names its product MAPK regulated corepressor interacting protein 2-like. The record is from RefSeq and is a predicted model, not a curated record. The transcript is spliced from 4 exons. Lineage: Eukaryota; Metazoa; Arthropoda; Insecta; Hymenoptera; Ichneumonidae. The coding region runs from base 298 to 627 and encodes 109 amino acids.